Messenger RNA from Gracilinanus agilis (Agile Gracile Mouse Opossum), 2097 nucleotides. RefSeq names its product follicle stimulating hormone receptor (gene FSHR). The transcript is spliced from 11 exons. NCBI's taxonomy places the organism in Eukaryota, Metazoa, Chordata, Mammalia, Didelphimorphia, Didelphidae. The record is from RefSeq and is a predicted model, not a curated record. Gene Ontology annotation, molecular function: follicle-stimulating hormone receptor activity; protein binding; G protein-coupled receptor activity. Gene Ontology annotation, cellular component: membrane. Gene Ontology annotation, biological process: follicle-stimulating hormone signaling pathway; male gonad development. The coding region runs from base 1 to 2097 and encodes 698 amino acids.
AUGGCAUUCCUCUGGAUCUUCUUGCUAGUUUUCCUGGGCUCAGGUUCUGGAUGUUAUCAUCGGAUCUGCCACUGUUUUGACAGGGUUUUCAUCUGCCAAGAAAGCAAGGUGACCGAAAUUCCUUCAGACAUUCCUCGCGACGCUGUUGAAUUGAGGUUUGUCCUCACCAAACUUCAAGUCAUUCCAAGAGGAGCAUUCUCAGGAUUCGGGGACCUGGAGAAAAUAGAGAUCUCUCAAAAUGAUGCUUUGGAAGUAAUAGAAGCUGAUGUAUUCUCCAACUUACCAAAAUUACAUGAAAUAAGAAUUGAAAAGGCCAAUAACCUGGUGCUCAUUGACCCUCAGGCCUUCUGGAAUCUCCCAAGCCUCCGAUACCUAAAUGUUUCCAACCGAGUAAAAUUCAAAUUCUUUUGUUUUGCAUUCCAGAACCUUCAUAGUCAAUCUCCUCUCCAGAAAGUGAUGCAAGAUAUUCAAGAUAACAUCAAUAUCCAAAUGAUUGAAAAAAAUUCGUUUGCAGGACUAAGUUCUGAAAGUGUGAUCCUAUGGCUGAAUAAGAAUGGAAUUCAAAAGAUACAGAACCAGGCAUUCAAUGGAACCCAACUGGAUGAGCUGAACCUAAGUGAUAAUAGUAACCUGGAAGACUUACCUAAUGACAUUUUCCAAGGAGCCAAUGGACCAGUCAUUCUGGAUAUCUCCAGAACAAGGAUCCAUUCCCUUCCCAGUGAUGGCUUGAAAAAUCUUAAGAAACUGAGAGCCAGGUCAGCUUACAACUUUAAAACUCUCCCCAAUUUGGAAAACUUUGCUGAGCUAGUGGAAGCCAAUCUCACCUACCCCAGCCACUGUUGUGCCUUUGCAAACUGGAGACGGCAAGUCUUUGAGCUACAUCCAAUUUGCAAUAAAUCUUCUGUAAGACAAGACAGUGAUGAUUUGGCUAUGGAUCAGGGUCAUAGAAGAUCUGUGGAAGAAGAGUUUGUAUCAAGCCUUGACAAAGGAUUUGACAUAACAGAAACUGAAUUUGACUAUGACUUAUGUAAUGAAGUGGUUGAUGUUGCUUGCUUUCCUAAGCCAGAUGCAUUUAACCCAUGUGAAGACAUCAUGGGAUACAACUUCCUCCGAGUCCUCAUCUGGUUCAUUAGCAUCCUGUCCAUCACUGGCAAUAUUGUGGUGCUCGUGAUCCUGAUCACCAGCCAGUACAAGCUCACUGUCCCCCGGUUCCUUAUGUGCAAUUUGGCUUUUGCUGACCUUUGCAUUGGUGUCUACCUACUGCUUAUUGCCUCAGUAGACGUCCACACCAAAAGUCAGUACCACAACUAUGCUAUUGAUUGGCAAACUGGUGCAGGCUGUGAAGCUGCAGGUUUCUUCACUGUUUUUGCCAGUGAACUCUCAGUCUACACAUUGACAGCCAUCACCUUGGAGAGAUGGCACACCAUCACCUAUGCUAUGCAACUGGACCGCAAGGUGCGACUCCGCCAUGCUGCCAGCAUCAUGUUAAUAGGAUGGAUCUUUGCCUUCUCAGUUGCCCUCUUGCCCAUUUUUGGUAUUAGUAGCUACAUGAAGGUGAGCAUCUGCCUGCCCAUGGAUAUUGAUAGUCCCUUGUCACAAUUAUAUGUUAUAUCUCUUCUUGUUCUCAAUGUAUUGGCUUUCAUAGUCAUCUGUACUUGUUAUACCCACAUCUACUUCACUGUGAGGAACCCCAACAUCAUCUCCUCCACCAGUGAUACCAAGAUUGCCAAGCGUAUGGCCAUGCUAAUUUUCACUGACUUCCUCUGCAUGGCUCCCAUCUCCUUCUUUGCCAUCUCAGCUUCUGUCAAGAUGCCACUCAUCACUGUGUCCAAGUCAAAGAUACUUUUGGUUCUGUUCUAUCCCAUCAACUCCUGCGCAAAUCCCUUCCUGUAUGCUAUCUUCACCAAGACUUUUAGAAGGGAUUUCUUCAUUCUGCUGAGCAAGUUUGGCUGCUGUGAAAUUCAGGCUCAGAUUUACAGGACAGAAACCUCUUCCACUGCACACAAUUCCCACCCAAGGAAUGGUCAGUGUCAUCCAAUGGCCAAAACCAACAGUGGAGCUAUUUAUACACUUGUUCCUCUUAACCAUUUGCCCUGA